This is a messenger RNA of Musa acuminata AAA Group (dessert banana), 1621 nucleotides long. Its product is annotated as enoyl-[acyl-carrier-protein] reductase [NADH] 1, chloroplastic-like. Lineage: Eukaryota; Viridiplantae; Streptophyta; Magnoliopsida; Zingiberales; Musaceae. Gene Ontology annotation, molecular function: enoyl-[acyl-carrier-protein] reductase (NADH) activity. Gene Ontology annotation, biological process: fatty acid biosynthetic process. The record is from RefSeq and is a predicted model, not a curated record. The transcript has 13 exons. Bases 215 to 1363 code for a protein of 382 amino acids.
CUCAAAGAAGUCACGUCACACAAGAUUGAGCUCGAGCUUCCGCCUAAUCCAACCACAAACCCUAAGCUCACCUGUUGCUGGCGGCUCUCUCGACCUCUCCGCCGCUGCGACCUGUCGCAGCGCCACUUCGAUCUCGUCGAAACCCGCUUCCCAGUCAAACCCGGCGUUGACGAGUGCGCUGCGCGUCCUUUUCCGGCAGGCGAGAGACCGGAUAAUGGGAGCAUCAGCAGCUGCUGGUUUGCAUGUGGUGGUAGCAAGGCCUUGCGCCUCUUCUCCUGGGAGAAUGUUCAUGUCGAGGACUGCAUUUUCGAGGAUCAACCUGAAAGGAGCCAGUCAAGGAUUGGCAAACUCAUCAAGCAUAUUUUCGAUCCGAUCUCCUUGUGAGAGAUACUCAUCGAAGUAUUGUAGAGUUGUAACCAGGGCAAUGUCUGGGGAAAGUGAGGAAAGAACAGCAUAUGGAUUGCCCAUUGAUCUAAGAGGUAAGCGAGCAUUUAUUGCUGGAGUGGCUGAUGACAAUGGCUAUGGUUGGGCAAUUGCAAAGGCUCUUGCUGCUGCUGGGGCAGAAAUUCUUGUCGGGACCUGGGUUCCUGCACUGAACAUUUUUGAGACAAGCUUAAGGCGUGGCAAGUUUGAUGAAUCACGCCGAUUGCCAAAUGGUUCUCUUAUGCAUAUUGCCAAAGUAUAUCCUCUUGAUGCUGUUUAUGAUACUCCCGAGGAUGUUCCAGAAGAUGUCAAAACAAACAAACGGUAUGCGGGGUCCUCUAAUUGGACUGUUAAGGAAGCAGCUGAAUCCGUGAAGAAUGAUUUUGGAAGCAUUGAUAUCCUUGUGCAUUCUCUUGCCAAUGGACCAGAGGUAACCAAGCCACUUCUGGAGACAUCUAGAAGAGGAUAUCUUGCUGCUAUCUCAGCAUCAAGUUAUUCUUUUGUUUCCUUACUCCAGCACUUCCUUCCAAUAAUGAAUCCAGGGGGUGCUACGGUGUCUCUAACAUACAUUGCUUCUGAAAGGACCAUCCCAGGAUAUGGAGGUGGAAUGAGUUCAGCAAAAGCAGCUCUGGAGAGUGAUACCAGAGUGCUAGCUUUUGAAGCCGGAAGAAAAGGCCAAAUCAGAGUAAAUACAAUAUCGGCUGGGCCAUUGGGAAGCCGAGCAGCAAAAGCAAUUGGAUUCAUCGAGAAGAUGAUAGAUUACUCGUACACUAAUGCACCAUUGCAGAAAGAAUUGCUGGCAGAUGAAGUUGGCAACACAGCAGCCUUCUUGGUGUCCCCAUUGGCCUCAGCAGUGACUGGUUCUGUUGUCUAUGUGGAUAAUGGUUUGAACACCAUGGGACUUGCAAUUGACAGCCGGGCACUGGUAACACAAAAUUAGGAACAAGAUGAGUGGAAACCUCCAUUUUUCUCAUCUGAGGUGGUGUCAUUGAAACUUGGUACUGGAGCAACUAAAAUGUUAAAAUUGUUUUAGGUUUUAGAUUUUGUUGGUCGUCUGCAUGCUCUUUUUUUUUUUUUUUUUUUGAGCUUUUCAUGAACAUCUAAGUUGGUUGUGCUAGAUUUCAGUUUUUUUUUUCCCCCUUGAUGAGUAGGUCUGCUCUAUGACUAUGGCCAAUCCUAAUAAAUUUUACUUUUGCAA